Meira miltonrushii is the source of this 3300-nucleotide messenger RNA. Its product is annotated as LNS2-domain-containing protein. Gene Ontology annotation, cellular component: nucleus. Gene Ontology annotation, molecular function: phosphatidate phosphatase activity. The record is from RefSeq and is a predicted model, not a curated record. Bases 235 to 3183 code for a protein of 982 amino acids. NCBI's taxonomy places the organism in Eukaryota, Fungi, Basidiomycota, Exobasidiomycetes, Exobasidiales, Brachybasidiaceae. The transcript has a single exon. Gene Ontology annotation, biological process: triglyceride biosynthetic process; fatty acid catabolic process.
GUGAACGUGUACGUAGGCUCCUUUUUGACCCGGCUUUUUUUACUUUUCUUGAGCGGGGCCAGGAACUCCACACCAUAUGAUACUUUACUCUAUCACACCUUCCGACCGCAACUCUUUUCAUUCAUUACAAGGUCGGGGCAAGCUGUAGCGAUCACCAUCGUGGUUAUGGUCAAGAAAUUAAACAUAAAGUAGAUGGUGUAAAGCACAGCUCUUAAAUAUAAAGACCAAACAAAGAUGCAAUACGUAGGCCGAUUCGUUUCAUCGGUGUAUAACACCAUCACGCCAAACAUCAAUCCUGCAACUCUAAGUGGUGCAAUCGAUGUGAUCGUUGUUGAACGUGAGGUGGAAAAAGAGGUGGACGAGGAAGAUGGAAGUGGAAAAAAGAAAAAGAUCAAAGUGACAGAAUUAGCAAGUACUCCUUUUCAUGUUCGAUUCGGUAAAAUGAGUGUUUUACGACCAGCAGAAAGAAAGGUCACUCUUCAUCUAAAUGAUUCACCUGAACCACUUCCAUUCGCAAUGAAAGUUGGUGAAGCGGGAGAAGCAUUCUUUGUCUUGGAACUAAACGACGAAGAAGCAAGGCAAGGCGUACCAGACGAAUUGGUUACCAGUCCUAUUCUCAGUGCAACAACAAGUCCAAACAUUCCUGCUGAUGAUGUACUCAAAAGUAGCAAUUCGGAUAGCAAAAUAAAGCAAAGUACAAAUGAUUCGCAUAUGGAACUGACUGAGGGUCAUCAACCACCACGCAAGCUUAUCGCAGAAACGUAUGUCGAGCCGUUAGAUUUAGGUGCUUCAAGUACUAGCUCGACAACGAAACCAGCAGAUCUUCCAAAAGCUUCCUCCAGCAAGCCUGCAAAAGCAGAAGAGGCUGAACAGGACAUCAUUCCUACAGUCAAGACCAAUGGUCAAAAAGAUGCUUUGCACUAUAUGCUCGAUAUGGAUGGUUAUAAAAUGACAGAAGAUGGAGAAGAAAUUGCAUACGAAGAAUCAUCACGUUUGGCGAAAGAAGUUCCAAUCUCAAAAAGGCAUGGACUCCCUUUGGCAAAUGGUGGAGCGUCUGCCGGACCUCGUUCAGCUCAAAGACGUGGAAGUUUUGGAGACGUAGAGGGAAAAUCACUCAAUGGCAGUGCUGCAGCGGAAACUUUGCAAAAGAGGAGAGGGUCUUUUUCUGUACGCAUGAACGGAAGUAGCGAUGAUGUGAUGGUACGAGAUGGCGAAGCAUCCCUAGAAUCAGCGGCACAAUCGACGACAGAUACGAUAUCCGGUGCAAAUCCUGAAAUAAUACAGCAUACUAGCAAAGCUCUCGGAAAAGAAAUUUCUGGCUGGUCAGCACCUGGAUCAUUACCACGUACGAGCACUGAUCCCCUCUUAGAUACCAAAAGUAUCUCUAAAGCUAACGGAAAAGCUGAAGAAGAGAAAAUUACACCUCCAAGACGUGCAAUGACCAGUGUCGAGGCGAUUGGACAACAGAAAACAUACGCCAAAACUCUGCGUCUUACAUCAGAUCAACUCAAAUCUCUCGACUUAAAGAAAGGAGCAAACACAAUCUCGUUCAGUGUUACAUCUUCUUAUUCUGGUGUUGCUAUGUGUACUGCACGGAUAUUCUUGUGGAAUAGCACGCAUCGAAUUGUCGUUUCUGAUAUUGAUGGAACGAUCACAAAGAGUGAUGCUUUGGGACAUCUUUAUACCAUGAUCGGUAGAGAUUGGACGCACAGUGGAGUAGCGAAGUUGUAUACGGAUGUUGCUCGAAAUGGUUAUCGGAUCAUGUAUCUGACUUCUCGUGCUAUUGGACAAGCUGAUUCUACGCGAGACUACCUACGAGGGAUCAAUCAAGGCAACUUUAGGCUUCCAGAUGGACCGGUGAUCAUGAGUCCGGACCGUUUGAUGGCAAGUUUACAUCGUGAAGUGAUUUUGCGUAAGCCUGAAGUGUUCAAAAUGGCAUGCUUGCGUGAUAUCGCCAGACUUUUUGGUGCUGAUCAACGUGGUUCUGGAUCCGCACAAACUGGACUUCCGCAAAAGAAAGAGAAGGAGGUUGACAGUACAGCUUCAUCGAAUGAUAAAGAUCCACUAUCAAUCGCUUCUGCUACAUCAACAAAUCAGAACAAUCAGCCUACACCAUUUUAUGCUGGAUUUGGUAAUCGUAUUACGGAUGCUUUGAGUUAUCGAAGUGUGAAUAUUCCCAGUUCGCGUAUUUUCACAAUUGACAGUAAUGGUGAAGUAAAGAUGGAGUUGCUGGAGCUGGCAGGAUAUAAAUCAUCUUAUAUUCAUAUGACAGAUUUGGUCGAUCAAAUGUUUCCACCAAUUACCGCCAAAUCCGUUGAAGGAAAUACAGGAAAGCCCGAAUUCAACGAUUUCAACUUUUGGCGAUCGGAAUUGGGAGAAUUUGAUCUUCCACCAGAUGAUGAAUUAAUUCAUACACCCGUACCAAGUUCUCCCGUUUCGCCAGCUUUGAGCGCUCGUAGCAUUCGCAGUACAAAAAGUCUUCGAAGCGUACGAGAUGAUGAAUUUGUGGCGCCAUCAAAUGGAAAUGCAAUAGCAAACACUCAUGGCAGAUCCAACAGCAAUGCGAACGAUGAUGUACAAAGUAACACUGGAAGCACGAGUAGACUUUCACGUUUUGGUUUGGGUAAGUUAGGAUUGUCGAGACGUGGAUCGAAUCAAACGAUCGCUGCACCUCCUUCUCAACAAGAAAAGCAGCGAGCGGAUACCGGCAGUAAUGUUUCACAAUCAGGACCUCCAACGAUCGCAAGUUCUCCUAGCAGUAGUAGUUUGUUGAUCGGUACUUCUCCACCUUCUUCGCCUGGAUCGUACGGAAGCGGUGUCACUUCUUGGACCGCUGGAUGGAGAAGAAGGGCAGCUUCGCCAACCGCACAAAAUCCAAGCGCAGCAGGAAACGUUCAAGCCACAAGUCCACUCGUCGGUCCUGUGAUCAAUGCGGAACCUGAUGAUUUGGACGAAGAUGGGGAAGAUGACGAUGACGUCAGUUCAUUCGGCGGAGAUGAAGAAGAGGGCGAUGAAGAUGACGAGGAAGAUGAUAAUGAUGAAGAAGAAGGGCAAAAUGGAGAUCAACAAGGUCGAAGAUCAGGACGCAAACGCGAUAAUCGUAAUGAUAUGGGAGAUGAUGUGAUGGACGAUGAUGAUCCUUUACUUGCAACGGGAGAAAUUCAAUUCGAAUGGAGAGGUUGAAAUAUCUGACAGCAAGAAGCUUUUGUAUGUCUUUUGAGGCUAUUCGUAUACUUUUUAUUGCAUAAAGUUGUUAUUUUGCUCCUGUUUCUGUGUAAAGCAUAUUAUUCUAUUGAUGAC